AUGGUGGAUGCCGUCAUGGUCACUAAGAAGCUCAGCUUCGACGAGACUGAGUUGCGCCUCGGUUUGCCCAACGCCGGAGACAAGAAGCGGGGGUUUGAUGAAACCGUCGAUUUGAAGCUCAAUCUCAACAUUCCUUCCGAUCAGACUGAUUUCCAGGGGAACAAUGUCAACCACGAUGCGAAGACGAAUUCUCCUAAGCCUCCUGGAAAGUCACAGGUGGUGGGGUGGCCGCCGGUGCGGUCCUACUGGAAAAAUGUGAUGGCGGUUCAGAAGAGGAGCGAGGUGGGGGAGAGCGGCGGCGCAUUGGUGAAGGAAGUAUUGUAUCUAAAGGAGUGCCAGUCGUCCGUUCCAAAUAAUCAGUAUCGUGAAGCAAAGCCUGCCAAGGAAUUCCCCUUUUCUUUUGAUCCUGUUUAG
Molecule: messenger RNA, 414 nt
Organism: Salvia splendens (bonfire salvia)
Lineage: Eukaryota; Viridiplantae; Streptophyta; Magnoliopsida; Lamiales; Lamiaceae
Product: auxin-responsive protein IAA17
Exons: 3
Coding region: 1-414 (137 amino acids)
Source: RefSeq, a predicted model, not a curated record